Merops nubicus (carmine bee-eater) is the source of this 1005-nucleotide messenger RNA. It is a transcript of the gene GPR12, whose product is annotated as G protein-coupled receptor 12. Gene Ontology annotation, biological process: G protein-coupled receptor signaling pathway. The record is from RefSeq and is a predicted model, not a curated record. The transcript has a single exon. Gene Ontology annotation, cellular component: membrane. Gene Ontology annotation, molecular function: G protein-coupled receptor activity. The coding region runs from base 1 to 1005 and encodes 334 amino acids. Lineage: Eukaryota; Metazoa; Chordata; Aves; Coraciiformes; Meropidae.
AUGAAUGAAGAUCUGAAGGUUAAUUUGAGCUGGCUGCCUGAGGAUCAUGUAGAAGCCAGCUCUACCGAGAAUGCCUCAGCUGCAGGCUCCUCCCUGGUUCCUGUCGUAGACCCAGAGCCAGAGCUUUUGGUAAACCCCUGGGACAUUGUCUUGUGUACUUCAGGGACCCUUAUCUCCUGCGAAAAUGCCGUUGUGGUUCUUAUAAUUUUCCAUAAUCCCAGUCUUCGUGCCCCCAUGUUCCUCCUGAUAGGCAGCCUGGCACUGGCAGAUCUCUUAGCGGGCAUUGGAUUGAUCAUCAAUUUUGUUUUCGCAUACCUUCUGCAAUCAGAAGCUACGAAACUGGUUACGAUUGGACUGAUUGUUGCCUCUUUCUCGGCAUCUGUCGGCAGCUUGCUGGCUAUUACUGUUGAUCGUUACCUCUCCCUGUAUUACGCUUUGACUUAUAAUUCAGAGAGGACUGUCACGUUUACCUAUGUCAUGCUUAUAUUGCUCUGGGGAGCAUCUAUCUGUAUUGGACUGCUGCCUGUAAUGGGCUGGAACUGCCUCAGAGAUGAAUCCACCUGCAGUGUUAUCAGACCGCUCACUAAAAAUAACGCAGCUGUCCUUUCGGUCUCUUUCUUGCUUAUGUUUGCCCUCAUGCUGCAGCUUUACAUUCAAAUCUGUAAAAUAGUGAUGCGCCAUGCCCAUCAGAUUGCCUUGCAACACCAUUUCCUGGCCACUUCCCACUAUGUGACCACCCGAAAAGGAGUGUCCACUUUGGCCAUUAUUUUGGGGACUUUUGCUGCUUGCUGGAUGCCUUUUACGCUCUAUUCUUUAAUAGCAGAUUACACCUAUCCUUCUAUAUACACCUAUGCCACCCUCCUGCCGGCUACCUACAAUUCCAUCAUCAAUCCUGUAAUAUAUGCUUUUAGAAACCAGGAGAUACAGAAAGCACUUUGGCUCAUCUGUUGUGGCUGUGUUCCUUCUAACCUGUCUCAGAGAGCAAGAUCGCCCAGCGAUGUCUGA